AAUGAGCCGUCAGACUGCCACAGCACUACCUACAGGUACUUCAAAGUGCACGCCAUCGCAGCGGGUACCUGCGCUGACUGGCACCACAGCUUCCAACAAUGACUUGGCCAGUCUCUUUGAGUGCCCUGUGUGCUUUGACUAUGUGCUGCCACCAAUUCUCCAGUGUCAGAGUGGCCAUCUCGUUUGUAGCAACUGUCGCCCCAAACUUACGUGCUGUCCAACUUGCCGAGGCCCGCUGGGCUCCAUUCGGAACCUGGCUAUGGAGAAAGUUGCCAAUUCCGUACUGUUCCCAUGUAAAUACGCCUCUUCCGGAUGUGAGAUAACUUUGCCGCACACAGAAAAAGCAGACCACGAGGAUCUCUGUGAGUUCAGGCCUUACUCCUGUCCGUGUCCCGGUGCUUCGUGUAAAUGGCAAGGUUCUCUGGAUGCUGUAAUGCCGCAUCUGAUGCAUCAGCAUAAGUCGAUUACAACGCUUCAGGGAGAAGAUAUAGUGUUCCUUGCUACAGACAUUAAUCUUCCGGGUGCUGUUGACUGGGUUAUGAUGCAGUCUUGCUUUGGCUUUCAUUUCAUGUUAGUAUUGGAGAAACAGGAGAAAUAUGAUGGUCACCAGCAGUUCUUUGCAAUUGUACAGCUGAUAGGAACACGCAAGCAAGCAGAAAACUUUGCUUACCGACUCGAGUUGAAUGGUCAUAGGCGGCGAUUGACUUGGGAAGCAACUCCUCGGUCUAUUCAUGAGGGAAUUGCAACAGCCAUUAUGAAUAGUGACUGCCUAGUCUUUGACACCAGCAUUGCACAGCUCUUUGCAGAAAAUGGCAAUUUAGGCAUCAAUGUAACUAUAUCCAUGUGUUGAAAUGGCAAUCGAACCUCUUCAGGCCAGUGUUUAAAACCGUUGCAUUUAAGUUAGCAGAAAGUAGGGUAACCAUCUUUGACUGUCAGACAAAUUACUUGGUAGAUGGAGGGUAGACACAUAUGAAGGUAAAUAAAAGGAAAGGCUGUUAAAUUACAGGAAGCAGUUGCAUGUAGUAAUACUAAUAUAUUUAAAAUAAGUCAACAGUAAACCACUGAAAAUAUAUAUACACCCAAAAUGGGCAUCUUUUGUAUUAAGAAUUGAUUCUACAGGAAAUGUUGUAAAAUAAUUCUGAAAUCUUGUUUGUAGAUUGAUUGUACUGUUGAAAAGGAUACUGUUUUGUGUUUUUGUUUGUGUUUUUUUUCCUCCCCCCUUUGACUGACAAGCCAUGUUGAGCAGUCUGGUCUCUGGCCACUGCUGCCCCUCCUCCCCGCCCCCCCUUUGUAAGUCACUACAUAGUAUUGCUGCUGUUUGUGUAUAUUUUUUGUGUAUUUGCUAAUUUUUAUUAACUUCUAGUUUUUCAUUAAAUAAAUAUGACUUUCUUUUCUG
Mesitornis unicolor (brown roatelo) is the source of this 1396-nucleotide messenger RNA. RefSeq names its product siah E3 ubiquitin protein ligase 1 (gene SIAH1). Lineage: Eukaryota; Metazoa; Chordata; Aves; Mesitornithiformes; Mesitornithidae. The transcript has a single exon. Gene Ontology annotation, biological process: proteasome-mediated ubiquitin-dependent protein catabolic process; multicellular organism development. Gene Ontology annotation, molecular function: ubiquitin conjugating enzyme binding; ubiquitin protein ligase activity; zinc ion binding. The coding region runs from base 2 to 850 and encodes 282 amino acids. Gene Ontology annotation, cellular component: cytoplasm. The record is from RefSeq and is a predicted model, not a curated record.